This is a messenger RNA of Raphanus sativus (radish), 1690 nucleotides long. RefSeq names its product pentatricopeptide repeat-containing protein At3g26630, chloroplastic. Lineage: Eukaryota; Viridiplantae; Streptophyta; Magnoliopsida; Brassicales; Brassicaceae. The record is from RefSeq and is a predicted model, not a curated record. The transcript has a single exon. Gene Ontology annotation, molecular function: protein binding; RNA binding. Bases 86 to 1441 code for a protein of 451 amino acids. Gene Ontology annotation, biological process: RNA modification.
CUGCUUCAUCACCAUCCACACACGAUCGAUCAAUCGAGGAGAGAGGGAGAGAGAGAGAAACCGGUGGAUUCCCAUCAACCCCACCAUGACGGCUCCGUCGCCGUCUCCCCCACCAAACCUCCUCCUCUCUCCUCCCCACUUCCUCCCCGACAAAGCCUCCUUCCUCCUCAAAACAUGCUCAAACUUCCCCCAACUCAAACAAAUCCACGCCAAAAUCAUCCGCCACCACCUCUCCAACGACCAGCUCCUCGCUCGCCACCUCAUCUCCCUCUCUUCCUCCUUCGGACAAACCAACUACGCCUCCCUCGUCUUCCGCCACCUCCCCUCCCCUUCCACUUUCACCUGGAACCUCACGAUAAGAUCCCUCUCCCUCAACAACAAGCCCCGCGAAGCUCUCCUCCUCUUCCUCCUCAUGCUCACGAUCCACCCCCACCUCGAUAAAUUCACGCUCCCGUUCGUAAUCAAAGCUUGCCUCGCUGAAUCCUCGCUCCGGUUUGGUACGCAAGUACACGGUUUAGCUGUCAAAACCGGUUUGGUCUCUGACGUGUUCUUGCAAAACACUCUAAUGGAUCUUUACUUCAAGUCUCGGAGACCUGAUUGUGGUCGCAAGGUGUUCGAUGAAAUGCCUGGGAGAAACAUCGUUUCGUGGACGACCAUGCUUUACGGUCUUGUCUCUAAUGAAAGAUUAGAUGAUGCGGAGGUUGUGUUCAGACGAAUGCCGACGAGGAACGUCGUCUCGUGGACCGCGAUGAUCGCCGCUUACGUCAAGAACCGGAGACCCGACGAGGCGUUCCAGCUUUUCAGGAGGAUGCAGGUUGAUGACGUGGAGCCUAAUGAGUUCACGUUGGUUAGUAUGCUGCAAGCUUCGACUCAGCUUGGGAGCUUGUCUAUGGGGAGAUGGGUUCAUGACUAUGCUUAUAAAAACGGGUUCUCGCAGCUUGAUUGUUUCCUUGGGACUGCUUUGAUUGAUAUGUAUAGUAAAUGUGGGAGCUUGGAGGAUGCGAGGAGAGUGUUUGAUGUGAUGGAGAGUAGGAGGAGUUUAGCGACUUGGAACUCGAUGAUUACGAGCUUGGGGGUUCAUGGUUUGGGGGAACAGGCUUUGUCUCUGUUUGAGGAGAUGGAAGAUGAAGAAGGUGUUGAACCAGAUGCUAUCACUUUUGUUGGUGUGUUGUCUGCUUGUGCGAAUACUGGGAAUGUGAAAGAUGGUUUGAGGUACUUUAUACGAAUGAUCUAUGUUUACGGUAUCACACCUAUUCAAGAACAUAGUUCCUGUAUGAUCCAACUGUUGGAGCAAGCCCUGGAAGUGAACAAAGUUGAUUUUAUGGAUUCUGAUCCAAACAUCAACACUUCAUUUGAAGUAGAAAGCACAGAGGGAGUGAACGAAAGGCUUGAUAGUUGGAGCCAACAUCACAUUACGUUCUCCAAGUGGGAUGCAGACUGAUUUUGAAGGUUUUUUUUUGUUUUGUGCAACACUGAUUUUGAAGGUUAAGUGUCUCUUGUCAUAUAAUUUUUUUCCUAUUUUAAACAGAUUCAUAUGCUGUCUUUGUAACUAUACAAAUAUAGUUCAUGUCUUAGCUCUCAUGUUUACUUGAAAAUGUUCCAUAAUUGUAGAACGUAGAAAAAUGAAGUUGUAUUUGGAGUUUUAUGGUCUUAAAUAUAGACAGUUAUAUAUUAUGAGUUUGGUUGUGUA